Messenger RNA from Cajanus cajan (pigeon pea), 2569 nucleotides. RefSeq names its product E3 ubiquitin-protein ligase XBAT32. NCBI's taxonomy places the organism in Eukaryota, Viridiplantae, Streptophyta, Magnoliopsida, Fabales, Fabaceae. The record is from RefSeq and is a predicted model, not a curated record. Gene Ontology annotation, molecular function: protein binding.
GACAUGAUCAAAUAAAUAACAUUUCAAGUUUAAUUAAACAAAAUCAGAAGGUGUUAACAACAAUGUUGCAUGUAAUUAAAGAUAGAUGUUUGACGUACCCUUGGUUGAGGAGAUGAGUGAGUUUGAGGACCUUAAUGUGUGUGAUACAGUUAUAAGGAAUUCUUCCUCCGCAAACGAAGGGGACAACGAAAGAAACGACAUAGUAACUACCAAGUUGACUCCUUAAUAAUAUCCAAUCACGGUGACACGCCUUUUGUUGUUGUUGCCUGAAGAAGUUGUUUUCAAAAUUUUCUUUUUCCAAUAACAUCUGUCACCCUUUUGGAUAUCAUUCCAUCUUAUUUUUGGCAAAUUGCUAGUUUAAGAAAAAAAACAAACAUUUUUCCCGUUUUCAUCGUUGCAAAACUAUCUUGCAUCUGGUGGGUGGGGUUGAUGGAGGAGGUUUGAUGCGAUCAAUCCUCUCCCAGAAAUCACAUAUUUCUUUUGGGUUUUGAUCCUUUCGAGGUUGGAGUUGUGGGAAUUUGAUACUUUUGUGAAAUAGAGAUAUGCUAAUGGCGAUGGUGGUUGUGUAAUUUAGAAGGUGGUUAAUGUUUAUUCCUCAAAUCAUUAUUUGAAAGGGAUAGUUGGAAGGUGGUGUCAAGUUCAUAGUGCCCGCUUCGCAAUUCCAAAAAGAAUACAAGUUCUUCCAAAGGAUUUCAGAUUGAUUACGGUUUGAUGAUUUCAUUUCGGAGGUGUUUGUCCGACAGAGAAACUGGUGCUUUUUGACGAGUCAGUGAAGGGACUCUACUUCCAAUUUCCUGAAUAGUUUGUUAAUCGUGUUGUUAUCUUGAUUUGCUGGGACAUGAAGUUUCUGAGCAUUGUGGGGAAUUCAUUUGGAUGUUCUGCAUCUGGUGAGCGCUUAGUUUCUGCAGCAAGGGAUGGGGAUGUUCAAGAGGCCAAGGCAUUAUUGGAUUAUAACCCCCGUCUUGCAAGGUAUUCCACUUUUGGAGUUCGCAAUUCCCCUUUGCAUUACUCUUCGGCUCAUGGCCACCAUGAGAUAGUGUAUCUCUUGCUUGAGUCUGGAGUUGAUAUCAACCUCAGGAAUUAUCGUGGUCAGACUGCAUUGAUGCAAGCUUGUCAACAUGGUCAUUGGGAAGUGGUUCAGACCUUGAUUCUUUUUAACGCCAAUAUUCAUAAAGAAGAUUACCUAAAUGGAGGUACUGCCCUUCACUUGGCUGCUUUGAAUGGCCAUACCAGGUGCAUUCGGCUCCUUCUAGUGGACUACAUACCUAGCGUCCCUAACUUUUGGAAUGCACUACAGACAAAUGAUCAUAAGUCAAUCUUAGAAUUUGAUCGAAGUGGCCUUUGCGAGGUAAUUAACAGAACAGCUGAUGGAGGCAUCACUGCUUUGCAUAUGGCAGCACUAAAUGGGCAUGUUGAAAGUGUACAGUUACUCUUGGAUUUGGGGGCUUCUGUGUCUGAGGUUACUGGGGAGGAUGGAACUACCACAGACUUAAUUGGUUCUGGAAGCACUCCACUCCACUAUGCUGCAUCUGGUGGAAAUGCACAAUGCUGUCAACUUUUGAUUGCCAAGGGUGCCAAUCUAACUGCUGAGAAUGCAAAUGGAUGGACCCCCUUGAUGGUUGCUCGUUCGUGGCAUAGAAACUGGCUUGAGGACAUCUUAAAAGAACCUCCAGCAGACCCCUUACAAGUUCUUCCAUCUCCAUAUAUAUCUCUUCCACUUAUGAGCAUUGUGAGAAUAGCUAGAGAAUGUGGAUGGAAGACGAAUGACUUAGCACCAACAUGCUUAGAUCCAUGCGCUGUUUGUUUGGAAAGGAAAUGCAUGGUCGCAGUGGAAGGUUGUGAUCACGAGUUUUGCACACAAUGUGCCUUGUAUCUUUGUUCCACAAACUCUACCUCAACAACCACAACAGGCCCCCCAGGUUCAAUUGCUUGCCCCCUUUGUAGGCACGGCAUAGUCUCAUUUGUGAAGCUUCCAGAUACAAGGCCAUUACACAAGGGAAUGCAUAGGACAUCAAAUUUGUCCCUAUCAUUUUGCAAAUGUUCAAGUGAGGUGUUGGGGGACUCUAGUGACAUUACCACCCCAUUUUGCAAACAAACAUCAAGUGGAUCCAAAUCAUCUUCCCCUUCAAAAGCAUUUCGCUCCCUGAGCUGCCAAGCGUUCCCUUCAUUCAGAAUGAACCCCAGCCUUUGUUUGGGAGCAGAAGUUAGUCCUUCCUUAGCCCCUAGCAAUGGGAACAAGAACUUGAGGAAAAACUUGGCUAGAUGUUCUAGUUCUGGGUUCAAACAAUCAUCUUCUCGAGCAGAGAGAAGGAAGUCAUGGUUUUGUUCCCUCAAUCAAUCUGUCGCCACAGGCAAUGGUUGUUGAUUACAUUUUGAUCUUUUCAUGCUUUUCCUUUAUCACACACCAAUCACUAUGAGUAGUAUCCAACAAAUUUGUACUCGUGAUUCCAAUUAUCAUCCACUGUUCACAACACAGCUUGUAAAUACCUAGCCCAAUUGUUCAGCUAGGACAAGCAUUUCUUUUUUGGCAACAUAUUUCACAACAAGAUUCAUGUUUUGUGCAUGCAAA